GAAUAUAUUGUGCUUUCAAGAAUGUGAAUGGGCAAAUUUUUGCGUGAUAUUUGAAAUUUCCUCCUCUAAUGUGAUGUCAAACCCAGACCAAUGUAUAUUUAUCAGUAAUCUGUUAUGAUGGGGCAGUGUUUUGGAACAGAAGACGGAAGCUUUUUGCCUUUUCGGCAAAAGCGGGGCUAUGAUCGCUUCACAACAUUCGCUCCGAAGAGCAAAUGGAGAUACGCCGAUGAGCAUUUAUUGACAGAAAUACAGGAUCCACGUUCUGAUGAUGAACUUGAUUUAUCAGAUGUAAGGCGUCAAACAGGUCAUGAACCAAAUGGGCGACAAAACCCUCAAACCUCAGCAAAUGUUAGGACAGGACUUAGACAAGAGAGGCCAGAAAGAUGGCAAGUGCAAGUUCAUUGAAUGAUCCACCUCUUUUGGAAUAUAAUCUGCAUCAUGCUGGCAAAUAUUAGAAUUAAAUAUUAUAUUAUUAUUUGUAAACCAUUGAUGCAAUUGCACUUGGAGCAUUAAUAUCAAACAGGCAUUUAUGUGUGUGACUAUUUUGAUAGCCAUUGUUAAUGGUAGUGCCAUUGGUGUGCAAUGAAGGAAAAUAUUUGUGAUCAGCAAAGCUGUAUGUGCACUGCAUGCCAACCAACUGCCAACUGCAUAG
Molecule: messenger RNA, 652 nt
Organism: Pocillopora verrucosa
Lineage: Eukaryota; Metazoa; Cnidaria; Anthozoa; Scleractinia; Pocilloporidae
Source: RefSeq, a predicted model, not a curated record